UUUGUCAUAAUAUCUCCUCUUCCAUAUAAGGGACUCACUCACCUAUUCUCAACCACACACUCUCUCACUCUCUCUGGUGUUUCUUUCUUUCAACACACACUCACAAAGAGAGACUCACACAGAGAGUGAUGGCAUCUAUGGCUGCUAUAGGUUCUCUGAAUGUACCAUGUGCUGCUUCUGCCUCCUCUUCAAGUGGGGGAAGGAAAACCGUUCCACGCAGCCUUUCAUUCUCCGCAUCACAACUUUCUGGAGAUAAGAUUUCCACCGAUUCAGUUUCGGUUGCUCCAAGAAGAGUUCGUAAUCCAGUUAUUGUGUCUCCCAAGGCGGUUUCUGAUUCCCAAAACUCCCAGACCUGUCUUGAUCCCGAUGCUAGCAGAAGUGUGCUUGGCAUUAUACUUGGAGGUGGUGCUGGGACUCGUCUUUACCCACUGACCAAGAAGAGGGCAAAGCCAGCUGUUCCUCUUGGAGGAAACUAUAGGCUGAUUGAUAUCCCUGUUAGCAAUUGCUUGAAUAGCAAUGUGUCCAAGAUCUAUGUUCUCACUCAAUUCAAUUCUGCGUCCCUGAAUCGACACCUUUCUCGUGCUUAUGCAAGCAACAUGGGAGGCUACAAAAAUGAGGGUUUUGUUGAGGUUCUUGCUGCUCAGCAGAGUCCUGAGAAUCCUAAUUGGUUCCAGGGUACUGCAGAUGCUGUGAGGCAGUAUUUAUGGCUUUUUGAAGAGCACAAUGUUUUGGAGUUUUUGGUUCUGGCUGGUGAUCAUUUGUAUCGAAUGGAUUAUGAGAAAUUUAUCCAAGCGCACAGGGAGAGUGAUGCUGAUAUCACUGUCGCUGCCUUGCCGAUGGAUGAAAAGCGUGCCACUGCAUUUGGUCUGAUGAAGAUCGAUGAAGAGGGGCGUAUAAUUGAAUUCGCCGAAAAGCCCAAAGGAGAACAGUUGAAAGCUAUGAAGGUUGAUACUACUAUUUUGGGUCUUGAUGACGAGAGAGCAAAGGAAAUGCCUUUCAUUGCUAGCAUGGGUAUAUAUGUUGUUAGCAAAAAUGUGAUGUUAGACCUGCUCCGUGAGAAGUUUCCUGGUGCAAAUGACUUUGGGAGUGAAGUGAUUCCUGGUGCAACUUCGAUUGGAUUGAGAGUGCAAGCUUACUUGUACGAUGGCUACUGGGAAGACAUUGGUACAAUUGAGGCUUUCUAUAAUGCAAAUCUGGGAAUCACCAAAAAGCCUGUGCCUGACUUCAGCUUCUAUGAUCGUUCGUCUCCAAUUUACACCCAACCACGAUAUUUGCCUCCAUCUAAGAUGCUUGAUGCUGAUGUCACUGAUAGUGUUAUCGGUGAAGGAUGUGUGAUUAAGAACUGCAAAAUUCACCACUCUGUGGUGGGGUUGAGAUCUUGCAUAUCAGAAGGAGCAAUUAUUGAAGAGACGCUAUUAAUGGGGGCAGAUUAUUAUGAGACUGAUGCUGAUAAGAGGUUUCUGGCUGCUAAAGGCAGUGUUCCAAUCGGUAUUGGCAAGAACACUCAUAUCAGAAAGGCAAUUAUCGACAAGAAUGCUCGAAUUGGAGACAAUGUGAAGAUUUUAAACGCUGACAAUAUCCAAGAAGCUGCAAGGGAAACAGAUGGGUAUUUCAUUAAAAGUGGGAUUGUGACAGUAAUCAAGGAUGCUUUAAUUCCUAGUGGAACUGUCAUCUAAAUCCACCCAAAAUCAGAUGUUGUUCUGUUCCAAAUGCAAAUGGUGUCUGAUGAGCUCGUUGUCACCGCCGGAGAGUUUAUCAAGCUCUGCUUUCCACGCCUAGUGCAGGCUUUCUUUCUGUUUCAUCAUAGUGUAUCUUUAGGCAGUAGCUUGUAAAUAAUAGCGGAAGAUGAUGACGUGUUUUGAGCAAUAACUCUGUAAAGUUUAUUUAAUCAAUUCAAUAAAUGUGUCAGUAUUUCGUGCUAA
Molecule: messenger RNA, 1922 nt
Organism: Vigna angularis (adzuki bean)
Lineage: Eukaryota; Viridiplantae; Streptophyta; Magnoliopsida; Fabales; Fabaceae
Product: glucose-1-phosphate adenylyltransferase small subunit 2, chloroplastic
Exons: 9
Coding region: 129-1676 (515 amino acids)
Biological process (GO): glycogen biosynthetic process
Molecular function (GO): glucose-1-phosphate adenylyltransferase activity
Source: RefSeq, a predicted model, not a curated record